Clonostachys rhizophaga is the source of this 1998-nucleotide messenger RNA. The record is from the annotation of a GenBank genome assembly. NCBI's taxonomy places the organism in Eukaryota, Fungi, Ascomycota, Sordariomycetes, Hypocreales, Bionectriaceae.
AUGGGCGCCUCCCAGCUCCACCCCUUCGACACUCUGACGCCUGGAGAGAUCCAGCUAGGAGCUGUUAUCCUCAGGAAGGCCUUCCCUGGUGUUGCUCUGCGAUUUAAACGUAUCGAUGUGCUUGAGCCUAUCAAGAAGGAUGUUGUUCCUUACCUUGAGGCCGAGCGCCUCGGCCAGCCCCUCCCUACUAAGCCUGCUCGACUUCUCUUCUCUUACUUCCACCGUCUAGACACACUGGGCUUCUUCAAAGCUGUUCUCAAUGUCGAGACUAGGCGCCCCGUCUACAUCAAGGAACUCCCCAAGGAUGUCCAGGGCCCUGCCGAUGUAGAUGAACUCAUCGAGAUUGAAGAAGCAUGUAUGAAACACCCGUCUGUGCUUGCUGAAAUCGAGAAGAUGCAGCUUCCGGCUGGAUACACUGUUUGCAACGACCCUUGGAUCUACGGUACUGACAGUGCCACCGAAACUCGCCGUCUCGCCCAGUGCUACAUGUACAUUAUUGAAGUCGACCAUCCCCAGUCUAACCACUACUCUCUUCCCUGCACUUUCUCCCCUGUAUUUGAUCAGGUCACCAAGGAGCUUGUACGCAUCGACUAUCUCCCUACCGGCAAGGACGCCAAAACCCAGCCAACCCAGCCCUGGAAACCGGUCAAGUGUGUCCAGUACGCUCACGACUUGCUGGAUGAGCCCACACGUACCGACCUGAAGCCUUAUAUUGUGCGCCAGCCCGAGGGCCCCUCAUUUAGUGCUGAGGGCCAGGAGGUUAGCUGGCAAAAGUGGAAGUUCCGCGUUGGAUUCAACAACCGUGAUGGUCUUAUCAUUUACAAUGCCACCUUUGAUGGCCGUCAAACCUUUUACCGUCUAUCCAUGUCUGAGAUGACUGUCCCGUACGGAGACCCCCGAAAGCCCUACCACCGUAAGCAGGCUUUUGAUGCUGGUGAUGUGGGUUUCGGCAUUACCGCCAACCAACUCGCCCUGGGAUGCGACUGCCUGGGCCACAUCAAGUACUUUGAUGGGUACAGGUGUGAUUCCCGCGGUAAUCCUGUUCUGCUGAAGAAUGUUAUCUGCAUGCAUGAGCAAGAUAACGGACUUCAGCAUAAGCACAGCAACUACCGCAACAACGAGGCCACAGUUGUGCGCAACCGUGAGCUCGUGCUGCAAAUGAUCUGCACUGUCUCCAACUACGAGUAUGUCCUCGCCUGGAUCUUUGAUCAGGCUGGUAACAUUGAACACGAGGUCCGUGCUACUGGUAUUCUCUCCACCAUGCCUAUCGACAAUAACGGCACCACGGUUCCUUGGGGAACAAUUGUUGGCCCUGGUGUGAUGGCUGCUUACCACCAACACGUAUUUUCUGUCCGAAUUGAUCCCGCCAUCGAUGGGCACAAUAAUACGGUCUUCUACGAGGACAGUGUUCCGAUUCCUGUUGACGAGCUGAACCCUUACGGCAUGGGCUACACCACCGAGAAGACCAUCGUCAAGCAGGCAGGUUUUGCUGACCUUAGCGUGGAGAGAAACCGCACUUUCAAAAUCCGCAAUGACAGCAAAAUCAACCCCAUCUCGCUCAAGCCCAUUGCUUAUAAGCUCCAUGCCGCUCCUAGCCAGAUGCUGCUUAUGAGCGCUGACUCCUUUGCCCGUAAGCGAGCUGCCUUCAGCGAGCACGCUGUCUGGGUCACCCGCUAUAAGGACGAUGAGCUCUAUGCGGCUGGUGAAUUUACCAACCAGAGCCGUAGUGACACUGGUCUCUCCGUCUGGGCUGCGCGUGGCGAUGACACCGAGAACACGGAUAUCGUGCUCUGGCACACGUUCGGUCUCACUCACAAUCCACGCCCUGAAGACUUCCCUGUCAUGCCUGCCGAGCGUAUCAGUGUCAUGCUGAAGCCUGAUGGCUUCUUCACGAAGAACCCUGCUCUUGAUGUCCCUGCUAGCAAUCAGACCUUUAACAGGUCGACACUUCAUGAGGAGAGCAGGGCUUCUUGCUGUGGUCCUACGGCUAAUCUGUAG